CACUCUGUCAGUGGAGGAGAGGGUUUCGAAAUCUAGCUCAAAGUGAUCGCUUCCUUGGGCAUAUCCAUCUAAGAGGAUUCUGCCCUUUUUCCCCCCUAGUACCACUUUCUUUGGUUGUUCUGAAUCUGUAGGAUCUUUUUUUAUCUGUCACUCAGGUUUGUGAUAUAGUGAGUGUUCUGCUGAAGAAUAACAGAAGUUUUUCUUACAUGGCUGAAGCACCUGCCAAUCUCAUUUGUGCUUUUUUAUUGACGUGAUCUGUGUGUCCUAACACACAUGACAGAGCUUAAGUAAUUUCUUUUUGGUCCACUGGAAUUGUUUUAUUUUGCCAUUCAAGGAUUUCUUGCUGACAACGUGGUAGGAAUCCCUGAGUAAACUCGUCAGAGAAAUCAUGAGUUGGACUCAUUGUAAAUGCUAAACGUCUGUCUGCCUGGAGCUACACCAUCUGUGGAAUUCAAUCAAGAGAUGACCACUGUGUCAAUGGAGCCCAUAGUGGCGAUGGUGGAAAAGAUUUCCAAUGCCACCGAGCGUCCAGUAGAAGCUUCUACUGAAGACCUGGCUGCCACCUUCACCAUUGGCACCAUCCUGUCCCUAAUGUGUCUGGUGGGUGUGUCUGGAAAUAUCUAUACGCUCGUGGUCAUGUGCCACUCCAUGCGCUCGGCAGCCUCUAUGUACAUCUACAUCAUCAACCUGGCUCUAGCCGAUCUGCUUUACUUACUCACAAUUCCAUUUGUAGUGUGUACACAUUUCCUGAAGGGAUGGUACUUUGGAGACGCCGGGUGUCGGAUCCUCAUCAGCAUGGACUUCCUUACCAUGCAUGCCAGCAUUUUCACCCUGACGGUUAUGAGCACAGAACGUUACUUCGCCGUACUCAAGCCUCUGGAUACAGUCAAACGCUCUAAGAGCUACCGAAAAGCAAUCGCCCUUCUGGUGUGGACGGCUUCGCUGAUUCUCACCUUACCCAUGAUCAUUAGCGUCCAGCUGAUGACGGAGAGCUCCAAGCCAAUGUGUCAACCCACACUGAGCCCUCUCUCAUAUAAAAUCUACAUCUCCUUUCUCUUUGGCACGAGCAUUGUGGCUCCAGGGGUGAUAAUCGGGUACCUAUACAUACGCCUGGCACGAACCUACUGGAUCUCCCAGACUGAGACUUUCAAGCAGACCAAGAAGCUCCCGAACCAGAAGGUCCUGUAUCUGAUCUUCACCAUUGUGCUCCUGUUCUGGGCCUGCUUCCUACCUUUCUGGAUUUGGCAGCUUCUUGGUCAGUUCCAGCCCACGCUGGAUCUCUCCACCAAGGCCAAGCGCAACAUUAACUAUCUGACCACAUGUCUGACCUACAGCAACAGUUGCAUCAAUCCGUUCCUCUACACCCUGCUCACCAAGAACUACAAGGAGUACCUUCGCAAGAGACAGAGGACUUGGACGGCUGGCAGCUACCUCAACCGACGGAACCGCUUCCAGAGGUCGCCCCGUCGCUCCUUGUCCUCCAGCAGUCAGCAGUGUACAGAGAGCUUUGUUCUCGCACAUACAUCUCGCACCAACAACAGCAGUCUCUGAGGGAAAGAUGACUGUCUGGGGCAAGACAAGAGCAAAGCAAGCCAAGACGGCUGGUAACUCCCUCCUCCAAACAGAAGAGGGGAGAGUAAAGGAAGAGCACAGUGGGCAAGAGAAGAAAAGCAAGUCACUGCACAAGGAGUAUCCCAACAUUAAGAGGCCAAUGUGGAGUUGGAGUUGCCGCCACCUCACCUGUUGAUUCGUUUCAAUCCUGGAUGACCUUUAAGAGGGAAGAAACAAUUCCCAGUUCAUCGUUUUUCUCAAACUUUGGGCUAUUAUUACUGUGAACUGGGUUAUUUUUAUAUAUUUAUUUU
Rhinichthys klamathensis goyatoka is the source of this 1862-nucleotide messenger RNA. It is a transcript of the gene uts2r1, whose product is annotated as urotensin-2 receptor. The record is from RefSeq and is a predicted model, not a curated record. NCBI's taxonomy places the organism in Eukaryota, Metazoa, Chordata, Actinopteri, Cypriniformes, Leuciscidae. The transcript has 3 exons. Gene Ontology annotation, molecular function: urotensin II receptor activity. Gene Ontology annotation, cellular component: membrane. The coding region runs from base 409 to 1551 and encodes 380 amino acids. Gene Ontology annotation, biological process: blood vessel diameter maintenance; regulation of blood pressure; neuropeptide signaling pathway.